GCGCGACGUGGCCGCCCUCCACGCCGCGCGCCCUCCUGGCAUGUCGUCAGGUCGGUCGGUCGGCACGGCCUUCUAGACAAAUCCAGAGCAUCGGCGUCGUCUCAUCCUUCGCCGCUUCUCUCGUGACACAUCGGCACUUGGCUGCGUCGAGGCGCUCUGCAGUUCGCGACCAGCUACCCUGCAGUACUGCGCCACCACCCUCCGGCCAUGGCCGCGCCCCGCCCCACCGUCCUCGUCACCGGCGCCGGCGGCCGCACAGGCCAAAUCGUGUUCAGCAAGCUCAGGGAGAGAUCCGACCAGUUCGCGGCGAGGGGCCUGGUGAGGUCGGAGGAGAGCAAGCAGAAGAUCGGGGGAGCCGACGACGUCUACGUGGCCGACAUCAGGGAGGCGGAGCACCUGGCGCCCGCCGUGCAGGGCGCCGACGCGCUCGUCAUCCUCACCAGCGCCUCCCCCAAGAUGAAGCCGGGGUUCGACCCCACCAAGGGCGGCCGGCCCGAGUUCUACUACGAGGACGGAGCCUACCCUGAGCAGGUGGACUGGAUUGGGCAGAAGAAUCAGAUUGAUGCUGCCAAAGCAGCUGGUGUGAAGCACAUAGUCUUGGUGGGAUCCAUGGGGGGAACAAAUCCCAACCAUCCAUUGAACAGCCUUGGCAAUGGCAAUAUACUGGUCUGGAAGCGCAAGUCUGAACAGUAUCUGGCAGACAGUGGAGUUCCUUAUACAAUCAUAAGGCCUGGUGGUCUGCAAGACAAAGAUGGGGGAGUGAGGGAGCUGAUUGUCGGGAAGGAUGAUGAGCUUCUCCAGACUGACACUAAGGCAAUUCCUAGGGCUGAUGUGGCUGAAGUUUGUGUUCAGGCCCUGCAGUAUGAAGAGGUGAAGUUCAAGGCAUUCGAUUUGGCUUCGAAGCCUGAAGGUGAGGGCACCCCGACGAAAGAUUUCAAAGCGCUGUUCUCCCAGGUCACAGCCCGGUUUUGAGGCAUCAGUUAAGGAGCAUAAGUGCAUUUCUAAGCUUAUAAGGAUCUUAAUGUCUUUGAGUGUGUAUCCUUGUGCAUUAUGAAGUUGCUGACUGAUGUAAUUGCACAAUCGGUUUAUCAAUAAUGCUGAAAAUAGCCUCCUAUGGAUGCAUGGAGAUUGGAGAAGCAAUCUAUGCAUUUUCCCGAGAUUUUCUCCGAGGAGAAGAAGUCAGCAAACAAUUGAGAAUACAUUGAUACAGUUUAACGGA
Triticum aestivum (bread wheat) is the source of this 1219-nucleotide messenger RNA. RefSeq lists its product as uncharacterized. Bases 208 to 972 code for a protein of 254 amino acids. Gene Ontology annotation, cellular component: chloroplast. Gene Ontology annotation, molecular function: oxidoreductase activity. The transcript has 7 exons. The record is from RefSeq and is a predicted model, not a curated record. Lineage: Eukaryota; Viridiplantae; Streptophyta; Magnoliopsida; Poales; Poaceae.